UGGGAUUUCAUCACUUCGAAGGUAAAGCGGGCCCCUUCAGCAUCGGAUCGCGCAUGUCGGCUUGACCCAGUCGAAACAAGAUUUCACCGAUCUUAUCCCUGUCCGUGGCCUCUCUCUCUCUCUCUCUCUCUCUCUCUCGAUCCCUCGGUCGCGUAGCUCGGUGAGUCGUUUUCCUCCUGUUUGCUGAUUUGCGCGUCUUUGUUCUUUUGGGGGCGGAUUCAUUUUCUCAUCUACAUUCGACGGGACAGCAAUCUGAGUGUCGGAGAUGUCGCACAGCAGUAAUAGCAAUAUGAAUGAUCCAAGGCAGCCCUUGGCAGCCAAACCAUUUAAAGCGCCGAUGGUUUCUCCCCAAGAUCUGCCAGUUGAUUAUACAGGAUUCAUUGCUGUUGUCUUUGGUGUUGCCGGGGUCAUGUUUCGGUACAAGCUUAGCUCAUGGCUUGCCAUCAUAUUUUGUGCUCAGUCGCUAGCAAACAUGAGGAACAUGGAAAAUGAUCUCAAACAGAUCUCCAUGGCCAUGAUGUUUGCCAUUAUGGGAUUGGUGACAAACUAUUUUGGCCCUGCUCGUCCAGCACCGCGGAAAUGAGAGGUCAUCAAAUUUGGAUUAAGGACAAGUGUAAUAUGCUUAGAGGGUUGUUCCUUAGCUUGAGAGUUAAGUGAGAUUCUUUGAGGCGCAGACAUAUAUAUCUUGGCACAUUGGAUGUUCAUUUAGUUUUAAGGCUCCGUGAUUAAUUCCCAAGGACGUACUAGUGAAAUAUUAAAUGUUGAUCACAAAGUACCUUUUAGGUUGAAUUCUCUUCCUUUCCUCUGUAAAUUGUCUGCUAAAUGUUUAACUAGUCUCUUUAACAAAGUUACUGUUUUACUCUA
Messenger RNA from Syzygium oleosum, 864 nucleotides. RefSeq names its product protein Asterix. Gene Ontology annotation, cellular component: endoplasmic reticulum membrane. The record is from RefSeq and is a predicted model, not a curated record. The coding region runs from base 266 to 583 and encodes 105 amino acids. The transcript has 4 exons. Gene Ontology annotation, molecular function: protein folding chaperone. Gene Ontology annotation, biological process: protein insertion into ER membrane. NCBI's taxonomy places the organism in Eukaryota, Viridiplantae, Streptophyta, Magnoliopsida, Myrtales, Myrtaceae.